AAAUUAUAAGAGACGGACACGUCUAAAGAAAAACACGAACGAAAUGUCAGUCAAGUCAGUCAACCGUUUGCUUAAAUUGAUUUAAUUCUGAUUUAUUUAUGAAAUGUUUAGACGUUUAGUCUCGGGAGAGUUAAUUAUUCUACAGUGGAGACAGUCUCAGUCGUCGAAAUGUCUGAGAUUACUGUCGUGCAACUCCGUUAUCGGUUCCGACCGUGGACAGGACCUGUCGAGAGAGGAGCGAACUGUUCCGGCCGAACGGGUUCAUUCCCGACCCGAGAAACAGAAACGGGUGUGUAAAGUCAUAUUGGACCGUUUUGACCAACAGUACGGUCAGGAACUUGGCCCCCUAUGGCCGUCUGCAAGGGCUGUGUUGUUGAACCCUGGAUGCUGGCAGUAUGGAGUGAUGCUCAACCUCCUCUCCUCUCCUCCUGUCUCCUACAGGGCUGUGUUGUUGAACCCUGGGUGCUGGCAGUAUGGAGUCAUGCUCAACCGUUUUGCUGUGGUGUCAGAGGUCAAACAACGCCUCCAAGGGCAAGGCUUCGUCAGCCUACUGCCCCACACAGACCUGCCUCUUAACUCCUCUCUCCCCCAGCCUCACCCUACCUCUCCCACCCAGCCUAGCUCCAUCCCUCACCCUACCUCUCCCACCCAGCCUAGCUCCAUCCCUCACCCCGGCCCUCACCCUACCUCUCCCACCCAGCCUAGCUCCAUCCCUCACCCCGGCCCUCACCCUACCUCUCCCACCCAGCCUAGCUCCAUCCCUCACCCCGGUCCUCCUCCUCCCUCCCUGCAGUGUUUCAUCCACCCCUCCCCAGUGCGUUACCCCUCUCCUCCUCACCGCCAGGGCCAGUUGAAACCCUACUACCUGAUGAACGCUGCCUCCCUGCUGCCUGUCUUAGCCCUGGGGGUAGAGGAGGGGGACAGGGUCCUGGAUCUCUGCUCUGCUCCUGGAGGGAAGGCCUUGGCUAUACUACAGACUGCUGACCCAGCUCUGUUGUGUUGUAAUGAAAUGGACCCACACCGACGUGAUUGGCUGGCCAAAACCCUGGAAUCCUUCAUCCCCCAAUCGCUGAGCAGCAGAGUCACGGUGUCCAAUCAGGAUGGACGGAUCUUUGGGCAGAGUGAGGCCGGAAUGUAUGACAAGGUUCUACUGGAUGCUCCAUGUUCUAAUGAUCGUAGCUGGCUGUUCUCUGGUCCAGGAGGGGAGCAGCAUGGAGCUGUGAGGCUGAGGGAGAGGGCCAGGCUGCCCACACUACAGACACAACUGCUCAGGUCUGCGCUGGCUGCGGUGCGUCCGGGGGGCGUGGCCGUCUACUCCACCUGCACGUUGUCCCGCUCUGAGAACCAGGAAGUGGUGGAGGCGGUCCUAAACACCUGUCCAGGGGUGGAGCUUCAAGACCUGGAGGAGGAGCUAGCCCUUCCACUCCAGGAACACUUCACCUUCACCCCGUUAGGCCACACCCCCUCGUUAGGCCUCCUUGUUGUUCCACAGCAGGGUCAGACCUGGGGGCCCAUGUUCCUGUCGCGCAUCAAGAGGAUUCACUGAUUGGUUGAUUGACUCGCUGACUUCCUGUCGCGGAUCAAGAGGACGAACUGACUGAGCAUGUCAGACGCUGAGGCUGGUCUUCGAUGGAUUCCACAAUGCAACAUGUUUUCAUGUGACGGCCUGAUCAUCACUAUUAAUAAACUGGUCUCUAUUUAGCACCUGAUCAUCACUGUUAAUAAACUGGUCUCUAUUUAGCACCUGA
Molecule: messenger RNA, 1748 nt
Organism: Oncorhynchus gorbuscha (pink salmon)
Lineage: Eukaryota; Metazoa; Chordata; Actinopteri; Salmoniformes; Salmonidae
Product: tRNA (cytosine(34)-C(5))-methyltransferase, mitochondrial-like
Exons: 6
Coding region: 104-1546 (480 amino acids)
Biological process (GO): rRNA methylation
Cellular component (GO): mitochondrial large ribosomal subunit
Molecular function (GO): methyltransferase activity
Source: RefSeq, a predicted model, not a curated record